AUGCUCGACACGGCGAGCGAGCACUCGAGUCUCGAUACGCUCGAGCUAGGCGGACGCUUGUCACAGCUGUCUCGAGCCAAAGGGGCCGUCGCGCUCAAUGGCGUGCACCACGUGCGCAUGUACACAACCUACAAGCUCGAGGAGCACGUGACUGUCUACGUGCUCGACGUGUUCUUGCAGGCGACACCGAGGGGGUUGCCCAAGACAACAACAGCAACAACGACAACGACAACGGGACGUGUGCCCACGCGUAGACAGAGCAAGCACCAACGCAGGCGGUUCGACGUGAAAGAAGAGGAGGCCGAAGCCGGUCCGGCCGACUACCAGGUGGAGCACCGCUACUCGGCGUUCCGUGCGCUGCGCGAGCGCGUGCGCGAGACGGUUGCCGCCCCCAAGGACAAGUCGCAUCCCUACUGGUGUCCCUACUGUUCGCGCGUGCGCGAGUUGCUCGGGUCGGUCGCGUUCCCAUGUCGGGUCCCCCACAGCGGCUGCUUGGCCCUAGUCACGAAGUUCCUAUCCACUACACUCAUUCGCAGGCGCGAGCAGCGCUUGGGUGUGUUUAUCAACGAGCUACUGCGUGCGGCAAAGGACGUGUCGUAUCGGUCCGGUUGUCGUCCAUGUGACCGGUUUGAAGCUGUUUCGAGGACAUUGAGCGACUUUUUCACGCCAGCGACAACGAGGCCGACCGGAACGGACAGGAACGCACGUUUGUAG
Hyaloperonospora brassicae is the source of this 714-nucleotide messenger RNA. Lineage: Eukaryota; Oomycota; Peronosporomycetes; Peronosporales; Peronosporaceae. The record is from the annotation of a GenBank genome assembly.